UAUCGACAACGACUGCCCGGUCGCGCCAGCCGUCGCCGAGCGAAAUGACGUCGGCGGUGGCCGCCACCGCCACCACCUCCCGCCCUCUCCACCUUCCCGCCGCCAUCCGCUCCCCACCCUCGCCGCCUCUCCUGGCCCGUGCUGGCGGCCGUCGCCGCCGCGCAGUCCUACGCUGUGCCGCCGUGUCCGAGCUGACGCCCGCGGUUUCUGCCGCCUACGGCGCCCUCCUCGUGGGCGGCGGCGCAUUCGCAUAUGCGAGGUCGGGCAGUAAAGGGUCCAUCUACGGAGGGCUCUCCGGAUCUGCGCUCAUGGGCAUCGCCUAUUACCUGAUGCAGUCUCCUGAGACGAAGGCACUAGGCGAUGCUGUUGGAUUUGGAUCUGCAUUUCUGUUUGCCAGCGUAUUCGGUAUCAGGCUGUACAAUACCAGGAAACUGGUUCCAUCAGGCCUGCUUUUAGUACUUUCUCUUGGUGCCUUGGGUGUCUUCUUCUCUGCUUACUUGCAAGACAAGAUGUGAGCUGAUCCUUUCACCAGCUCCAGUAGUUCUCUGUACUAGCAGGAUCUUCCUUGAAGGUUUCCUCUGUUAAAUGGGGAAACUUGAACCGAGAACCGACUGUCGGUGUUCCUUCGAAUGUUGUUGUCUCAGGCUCUCAGCAAUUAGCGUCCUUUGUUUAUUGCCAAUGAUAAGAUGAUUGCACCUGUUUUCCUGAACUGAAUGUAUGAGAACUCGUGAGGUCUCACCAUCUGUACG
Molecule: messenger RNA, 749 nt
Organism: Lolium rigidum
Lineage: Eukaryota; Viridiplantae; Streptophyta; Magnoliopsida; Poales; Poaceae
Product: protein FATTY ACID EXPORT 4, chloroplastic
Exons: 4
Coding region: 45-515 (156 amino acids)
Cellular component (GO): membrane
Source: RefSeq, a predicted model, not a curated record